UAGUUCGUAAACAGAAACCUGCGUGACUGGUCUAACAGCCGGUGUACGCGCGGCACCGCGCCGCGCCCCCAUUCGACGCGAUGGCGCUCCGCUCGCAACUCCUGCGCACAGUUUACAAUGGAUCUCAAGCUCGCCAGUUUAGUGAAGCAAGGAAGGAGCGCGCAGGAGUGACUAAACUGAGAGAAGUUCUAGAAGACAGACUGCAAGAUAUCAAGAAGGCUAAGACUUGGAAACAUGAGAGGAUCAUCACAUCUCCUCAGGAUAGGAAGGUGACGGUGCAAGGCGCAAAAGGAGAGUUCCUGAAUUUCUGCGCAAAUAAUUAUUUAGGAUUAUCUAAUCAUCCAGAAGUGGUAGAGGCCGCCAGAGAAGGCUUGAAAAAGUAUGGAGCUGGUUUGAGUUCAGUUCGCUUUAUAUGCGGCACGCAGUCAAUACAUAAGGAUCUAGAAAAUCGCAUAGCAGAGUUCCACGGGCGAGAAGAUGCUAUUCUGUAUGGCUCAUGUUUCGACGCGAAUGCUGGCCUGUUUGAGUCAAUGCUGACGCCAGAAGACGCGGUGUUCUCAGACACCCUCAACCAUGCUUCCAUCAUUGACGGCAUUCGGUUGUGCAAGGCGCAAAAGUUCCGGUAUCCGCAUAGAGAUUUGAACGAACUCGAGCACCUGCUAGCUCACAGCGAGGCCCGCAUCAAGCUGAUCGUGACUGACGGAGUAUUCUCAAUGGACGGCACGGUGGCCCCGCUGAAGGGGCUGCGGACCCUGGCCGAUAAGUACCGAGCGCUGUUGGCUGUGGACGACAGCCAUGCUACUGGAUUCUUUGGGGAGACUGGCCGGGGCACAGAAGAGUAUUGCGGUGUGCCGGGCGCAGCAGACAUCAUCUGCUCUACACUCGGCAAGGCAGUGAGCGGGGCCGCGGGCGGGUACACCACUGGGCCGAGGGAACUAGUCACUUUACUGAGGAACGUCUCAAGACCGUAUCUGUUCUCCAACGCCCCGCCGCCUCCAGUCGUUGCUGCUUCUCUGAAGUCUCUAGAGCUGGUAGACCGCAGCAGUGAGCUCCGGCAGCGUCUGCAGGACAACACGAGGGCGUUCCGCGAGGGACUACAGUCAGCCGGCCUUACUGUCAGCGGGGACCAGCAUCCCAUCUGCCCUGUCAUGGUGGAGGCGCCAUUAGCUGUGGAGUUGGCUAGUGGCAUGCUAGAGCGUGGUAUCUACGUGGUAGCGUUCAGCUACCCUGUGGUACCGAAGGGAGCAGCUCGUGUGAGGGUUCAGCUCAGCGCUGCCCACACCCCUGAGGACGUGAAGCGUGCAGUUGACGCGUUCGCUACCGUAGGAAAGGAUAUUGGACUUGUGAAGUAGAGAAGCUAAGAACAUACGUUUUAGUGAAAACAAUGAGAAGUGAAAGUAAAAAGGAAGAAAUGAAGAUUGAUCUAGUUUUUUUUUCAUCAUUUUGGCAAUUAUGAUUAAGUAUUAUUUAUGUAAUUAGGACGUGAUUUCAAGAGAAGAAUAAUAAUUUUCUUUGCUACGAAUCAAGGUUUUAAAAAAAAUAACAUACAUACAUAAACUCGCGCCUAUUUCCCACCGGGGUAAGCAGAGACUAUAGAAUUCUAUUCGCUUCGAUCCUGAGACACUUCUCUUGCAAAAAAAACUCUUUUUCUCUUAAAAAAACAAACUCUGUAAAAUUGUAUUUUCGCUGAAUUAUUUUUUUUAAGUAAUAUUUUGAUUACUUAGGUAUAAGUAUGAACCAGUUGUCUUCGUUAUUGUUUGUUACUUGAGAAUCUAAAUUGUUUUAUCUCGGAAGUUAAUAAAAAAAUCUUGUACUGAACAAACAAAUAAAAUAUA
Molecule: messenger RNA, 1835 nt
Organism: Pectinophora gossypiella (pink bollworm)
Lineage: Eukaryota; Metazoa; Arthropoda; Insecta; Lepidoptera; Gelechiidae
Gene: Gcat
Product: 2-amino-3-ketobutyrate coenzyme A ligase, mitochondrial
Exons: 9
Coding region: 81-1352 (423 amino acids)
Biological process (GO): biosynthetic process; L-threonine catabolic process
Molecular function (GO): pyridoxal phosphate binding; glycine C-acetyltransferase activity
Source: RefSeq, a predicted model, not a curated record